Molecule: messenger RNA, 1444 nt
Organism: Camellia sinensis
Lineage: Eukaryota; Viridiplantae; Streptophyta; Magnoliopsida; Ericales; Theaceae
Source: RefSeq, a predicted model, not a curated record
UAAUUUGUUUGAGAGAGAGAGAGAGAGAGAGAGAGAGAGAGUGAGAAAAUUCUCUGCUGGAUCAAUGGAUUCCAUGGACUUGAUGACGGCGAAGAGACCAAACCCUCUUCUCCGGCGCAGAAACUCAAUCGCCACCUCCGCCGUCGUCCCCUCCACCCUCACCCUCCCAACAAAACCCCUCCACGCCGCCAGCUUCCCCACCGUCGCCGCCGCCUCCUCCUCCACCUCAUCCACCACCUCAUCAGCCAAUUCAUCAUCACAACCCUUUUUCGAGCUCAUCUCCAUCAAACCCCUCUCCUACACCUCCCUCAAGGACCUCCUCCCCUCCUCCGCCGUGAAUUCCCCCACCUCCUCCGCCCCCGCCCAGUCCGGCUACGAGAUCUCCAUCCGCAAUCGCCUCGUCAAACAGGCCGCCUGGGCCUACCUCCAGCCCAUGUCCACCUCCCCUGGCUCCGGCGGCCGCCACUUCCUCUGCCGCUUCCGCUCCAAAAUCUCCUCCUACCUCCUCAACAAUCCCUUCACCUCCUUCCUCCGCUUCCUCUCCCGUUCCAUAUCCCGAGCCUUCGAUCACCUCCUCCGAUUCAUUCGGAGCUUCAGAUAACACUCCAAACCUAAUGCUAGGGUUGUUGUGGAUUUGUUAUCUAUAUUUAUUUUCAAUCAUAUGUGCUCAUAUAACGCCAAACCUAACGGUAUCAAUAACAACCUGGUAUUUGUUCUCUAUAUUUAUCUACAAUUAUUCAAGACUUUUUCUUUUUUGUUUUUGUUUUUGUUUUUUUUUUAAAUUUUUCAUUAAUUUCAAGUUCUCUCCAUAUGUAGAAAACAAAUUACAUGGGGUACAAAAAGAUAAUUGAAUUUGAGAGUUUUUUUUAUUUUAUUUUUAAUGGAAUCCUUUGGACCGGCGGAGUCGGAGCCGGGCGGCGUGUAGCUGAUUGUCAACACCGGUUUCUUUUUCAUCGGUUGAACUGGGUUCGCUACCGGAGCUCGGUUCGAGUUCCUCUUGAGUAGUAGUGUGUAUGAAUUCUGCUUGACUGUGGAGGUGAACUUGACCUGCCUCUGAUUUGGGUGAAUUGGCCACGAACCGGUGGUGAUUUGCGGUGCCAAGAGAUGUAGGAGGUAGUGGUGGCCGCCCCCUCUCGGAGGAUGGAUGCCUGCGCUUGUUAGCCAUACGGUGGUGAAAUGCCGGUGAUCCAGUCGGAGAGGAUGGAGGAGCUGCUGCUGUUGGGUAUGGGUUUUCAUUCUUAUGCUGCUGCUGCUGCUGCUGCAGCAUAGGCUGGUUAAGCUUAUUUGUUAGAUUGAAUUUUGAAACAUAUGAAGGUGAAAAUAGUGAACCAUUUUCUAAUAUAUAGAGUAAAUCGAUUUGUGUUUGGUACAAUGCAUUCUUGUUAAUGCAAUUGUGACUUUUAAUGAAUGAAUGAAUGAGAAUUUUCCUACAAUUGCUUGUCCA